Molecule: messenger RNA, 159 nt
Organism: Histoplasma mississippiense
Lineage: Eukaryota; Fungi; Ascomycota; Eurotiomycetes; Onygenales; Ajellomycetaceae
Exons: 2
Coding region: 1-159 (52 amino acids)
Source: RefSeq, a predicted model, not a curated record
AUGUUUGAAGCCCUGCCUGUCUGCCUGCCUGCCCGAUUCUCAUAUCUUCUCCCACCUAUCCCCCUACCCGCGAAUAUGGAACCCCCCAAACCUGCGAAUGUGGAAUCCACUGAGAAACCUACCAAAUCCAAUGUUUAUACAAAAACAUCAAGAAAAUGA